UUGGCGAUCGCCCGUUGAUAAAUACCGCUUUUGCUUUUGCUCCUGAGAGCGUCGCCUCCUUUAUUGAUCGCUCGUUCUCUUGUUCUAUCCUUGUUCUAGAAGCUUCCUUUCUUCUUUCGGCAUCCAUGGCGAAGGAUCCCGUCCGAGUUCUCGUUACAGGCGCCGCAGGGCAAAUUGGAUAUGCACUGGUACCUAUGAUUGCUAGGGGAGUAAUGCUAGGUCUGGAUCAGCCUGUUAUCUUGCACAUGCUUGAUAUUCCGCCUGCUGCAGAAUCUCUUAAUGGGGUUAAAAUGGAAUUGAUUGAUGCAGCAUUUCCUCUUCUUAAAGGAGUUGUUGCUACAACUGAUGCUGUCGAGGCCUGUACUGGUGUCAACAUUGCAGUCAUGGUUGGUGGGUUCCCAAGGAAAGAGGGAAUGGAAAGAAAAGAUGUGAUGUCGAAAAAUGUUUCAAUCUAUAAAUCUCAAGCCUCUGCCCUUGAAAAGUAUGCAGCUGCAAACUGUAAGGUGCUAGUUGUGGCUAAUCCUGCAAAUACGAAUGCUCUGAUUUUGAAAGAGUUUGCUCCAUCCAUCCCUGAGAAAAAUAUAACUUGCUUGACACGACUAGAUCACAACAGGGCACUGGGCCAGAUUGCUGAGAGAUUAAAUAUUCAAGUCAGUGAUGUUAAGAAUGUAAUCAUUUGGGGAAAUCAUUCUUCCACUCAGUACCCUGAUGUGAACCAUGCAACUGUAAAAACACCAGGUGGUGAAAAGCCUGCCCGUGAACUUGUUGCCGCCGAUGAUUGGCUGAAGGGAGAAUUUAUCACAACUGUUCAACAACGUGGUGCUGCAAUCAUUAAAGCAAGGAAGCUCUCAAGUGCAUUAUCUGCAGCUAGUGCUGCUUGUGAUCACAUACGUGAUUGGGUCCUUGGGACACCUGAGGGAACAUGGGUUUCCAUGGGAGUGUAUUCUGAUGGUUCAUACAAUGUACCGGCUGGGCUUAUUUAUUCAUUUCCUGUGACAUGUCGCAAUGGCGAGUGGACCAUUGUUCAAGGGCUUCCAAUUGAUGAGUUCUCGAGGAAGAAAAUGGAUGCGACUGCUGUGGAGUUGACGGAGGAGAAGGCAUUGGCAUAUUCAUGCCUCUCUUGAACUGUCUCCUUCGUUAUCUACGCCUGGAGUGGUUAGAGGCCCUAUGGUUACUGCAUACCGAGAAGUAACUCCAGAUUUUGAAUAAAUAAACUUUGGUUCUGCAGAAACAAUUGUUGCAGAUGUUGCCUCUCUUGAUCUAUAUGGUAUUUCCUUUCUUUUUUGCUCUUACAGUAGGCCUCAUUAUCUCUAAUUGCAGUGCUCUCGUCUUAUUAUGCUGUGGUUUAUGCGGAGACGGUAACUUAAAUCCGGAUAUGUACUAUUUAUUCAUGGAAAAUGUUGCAGAUGUUGCUGCGUUGGGUAUGAAUCUUUCGUUUUGUUCUUU
Molecule: messenger RNA, 1446 nt
Organism: Phoenix dactylifera (date palm)
Lineage: Eukaryota; Viridiplantae; Streptophyta; Magnoliopsida; Arecales; Arecaceae
Product: malate dehydrogenase
Biological process (GO): malate metabolic process
Molecular function (GO): L-malate dehydrogenase (NAD+) activity
Source: RefSeq, a predicted model, not a curated record